This is a messenger RNA of Tinamus guttatus (white-throated tinamou), 591 nucleotides long. NCBI's taxonomy places the organism in Eukaryota, Metazoa, Chordata, Aves, Tinamiformes, Tinamidae. The record is from RefSeq and is a predicted model, not a curated record.
AUGGCGACGGCGACCCCCAGGGUGCACCGAACCCCGCCCACGUGUCCCCAGCCCGAGUGUCCCCAACCCUGCCCCGGUGUCCCCGGGUGUCCCCAGCCUUGCCCAGGCGCCCCCGCCGCGCCCGCAGCCUCGUCCCUGAGCCGCGUGUCCCUGCAGGCAGCAAUGCCCGAGGAGCCCUUGGUCUGCGCGGACACCGCGACACGCUGCAGGGUGAGCUCCGUGCUCAACCGGGACGUGAAGCAGUUUGGCAAGACGCACAUGUUCGACGCCAACGAGGAGACGUGCUGGAACUCGGACCAGGGCCCGGUGCAGUGGGUCACCCUGGAUUUCCCCCGCACCGUCAAGGUCUCGCGGCUCCACGUGCAGUUCCAGGGGGGAUUCUCCAGCCGCCUCUGCACACUGGAAGGCUGCCGAACGGGCGAAGAACUGGCGAAAAUAUCCGAAUUGUACCCCGAGGACAGCAACGCUCUGCAGAGCUUCCCGGUGCAGGAGACGGUGCUGGACAAGCUGAGGAUCACCUUUGAGAACGGCACCGACUUCUUCGGGAGGAUCGUGAUUUACCACCUCCGCGUGCUGGGGGAGAGGCUCUAG